Molecule: messenger RNA, 465 nt
Organism: Uncinocarpus reesii 1704
Lineage: Eukaryota; Fungi; Ascomycota; Eurotiomycetes; Onygenales; Onygenaceae
Exons: 3
Coding region: 1-465 (154 amino acids)
Biological process (GO): mitochondrial translation
Cellular component (GO): mitochondrial large ribosomal subunit
Molecular function (GO): structural constituent of ribosome
Source: RefSeq, a predicted model, not a curated record
AUGCCGAUCCAGGGAGUGAAGGCGAUAGCUUCCGGCCGGAACGGUGUAAGCGCAUUCAUCCUACAAUGCAAGCGUCUUGAUUUUCACUACUGCGACUGGGCCGGGAGCUCAAAAGGCAUGAAUGCCUUCCUCCGCCAUACCCUCCCCAAAUUCGCGGCAGAAAACCCCCAGAUUGAAAUCCGGAUAUCACCGCGCCCGAGCAAGCACCCUCUCAUCAAGGGCCACUAUAUCAAUGGCCGCGAAAAGGCCGUCUGCGUCCGAAACCUCGAGAAAGAGCAGAUCCUCCAGAAGGCGACUCUUCUGAAAGAAGCAAGCGGGGAGAAGCUGAGAAAAGUACGAAAUCCUGUGGCUAGCACAAACGAGAGUGUUAGAGGUAUCUGGGGAUCCUUAUCAUGGGGAUAUCAAGAAAAUAUGACGAGUGUGACUGUUCAAUAUCCGGAAUAUAUAUUAGGCGCAGGAGUUUAG